Molecule: messenger RNA, 2077 nt
Organism: Onychostoma macrolepis
Lineage: Eukaryota; Metazoa; Chordata; Actinopteri; Cypriniformes; Cyprinidae
Gene: tmx1
Product: thioredoxin-related transmembrane protein 1
Exons: 9
Coding region: 54-902 (282 amino acids)
Source: RefSeq, a predicted model, not a curated record
GCCGCACGUCAGAGUCGAGGCGGAAGCGGAAGGCAAGCAGUGGGCGCUGAAACAUGGCGUGCACAUACACAGUCAGGAUGACAGCCGGCGCGUGUGUGUUUUCUGCGCUUAUUUCAACAUGUGUGAUGCUGCAGCCCGCGUCGGCUAAGACGGCCAAUUUAAGAGUAAUCACAGAUGGAAACUGGGAGGAAAUCCUGACGGGAGAAUGGAUGAUCGAGUUCUUUGCUCCGUGGUGUCCAGCCUGCCAGCAGCUCCAGUCUGUGUGGAAUGAGUUUGCAGAAUGGGGAGAAGAUUUGGGAGUGAAUAUUGCCAAAGUGGACGUCACCGAGCAGCCAGGUUUGAGCGGGAGGUUUAUCAUCACAGCUCUCCCAACUAUAUACCACUGUAAAGAUGGUGUGUUUCGGCGGUAUCAAGGAGCCCGAUCUAAAGAUGACUUCCUGAGCUUCAUUGAUGAGAAGAAAUGGCAGAGCAUAGAGCCGGUCUCUUCAUGGUUUGGCCCCUCAUCCUUCCUGAUGAACGCAAUGUCAGCCCUCUUCAAGUUAUCCAUGUUCAUCAGGCAUUGCCAUAAUUACCUGACGGAGCAGCUGGGAGUCCCGGUUUGGGGCUCGUAUGGGAUAUUUGCUCUAGCGACACUCGUCUCAGGAUUGGUCCUUGGAUUGAUACUGGUUUUCAUCGCAGAUUUUGUGUUCCCAUCGCGGCGGUUUGCACCAGAUUAUCACUACAGGAAACUGCCUGCUGGGCAGGCACGUCUCCUGCAGCAGUUGGAAGACGAACAGGAAGCAGACGGAGAGGAAGAGGAUGAUGACGAUGAUUACGGUGGAAAGACUGAAGAGUGGCGGCGAGCGGACGGAGCCGAUGCGCUCAGGAGAAGAGGUGUGGGUGUGCCGGAGGAGGACACCUAGUGGACUGGAGAGGAACUGCUUCUCGCUCACUGUGCACAAAACCACCACACAAACCACAACGCUACGGCACGCCCCGGCAGCGCUCAUUGAGCUUGAAGAUGUCACGUGUGAUGUCAUAGCUCCCUCUGAAAGAUUGAUGUGGUUGUGCUUUUCUCUCUUACUUGCCGCUGGUUUGUGUGUUUUCUCUUUUCCACCUGUCCAUUUUUAAUUAUUACACUCCUUGCUAUGCAGUAUCUCUAGAGUGUGUGUGUGUGUGUGUGUGUGUGUGUGUGUGUGUGUGUGUGUGUGUGUGUGUGUCGGACGAAAAUUAGGACUUACUUUAAGGAAUUUCACGACUCACAGUUGCAAUAUUCCCCAAACAAAUACUGAGCAAAAUAACCAAGAUCAAACCACAACAUCACUGUGAAUCUGUUGUAGUAAAUGAGGCUUUUGGGAAUAUAAAAGAUUUUUGUGCUUUACUUUGUAAAUAUUUUAUUAUUUGAGCUUUUUGGUUGCCUGUUAUAUAAAGCCAGAAUGUUCAAUUCGCUGUUUUAAACGUUUUUUCCUCCAUGUAGAGUUUAGUUUCUUUCUGUUUCGUUCGUUUAGUUUUUGUGUUAUUGAAGUUUUGGAAAACUAUAAAAUGCCUGAAUUAGCACUUGUUUAUUAAUGCGUGUAUGUGUGAUGAUUGAUUUAUUAUUUGACACUGAAAGAACUUUCAUUAGUUCAUGUAACAGGCCAUGAUUUGUGUUCUCAUGAUUUGCUUUAAAUGAGUUUUUCUCAUUUUCCAUACCCUGUUUCUUUAAAUUUAGUUUGACGCAUAGGGAUAUGUGACUAAUUAGAGCUGGCGUGUUAUGUUAUGUUUCAGGUAAUUCUGUGUUUCAAUGAAUUUUAGGAUGCGUCUUGGUCUUCCAACUUUUUUUGGAUGCGGUUUAUUUGUUCCCCUUUUAGUUGUAAUAGUUUUCUUCUUAUCCUUCCUAUAUAGUUUGACCUCUGACAUUUGACUGAUCCACUAGAAUUAAAGUGCUUCUCAAUGUGUUCUGCUCAUUUCUCCAAAGCAGAACAAUUCUAAUGUGUGAAUGUCUGUAUUUACAACUGUAUUGCUUAAAGUGUGUGUAUGUGUGUGAGAGACUGGUUUUGGAAUGUUUCUGUAUUUGAGAUGGUGUGAAUCUGAACUGUUAAUAAACAGUUUAAAGCUG